This is a messenger RNA of Meleagris gallopavo (turkey), 493 nucleotides long. The record is from RefSeq and is a predicted model, not a curated record. Lineage: Eukaryota; Metazoa; Chordata; Aves; Galliformes; Phasianidae.
GACCACCCCAGGAACGGCGCCGGGCGGAGCGCAAUGAGCAGCUGAGGAGCCGCACGGAGAAGGAGAGAGAGCGGCAAGCAAGGCUGGCAGAAGAGAAGCUCCGCAAGGAGGAGGAGGAGGCCAAGAAACGCGCCGAGGACGAUGCCAAGAAGAAGAAAGUCCUGUCCAACAUGCCCCACUUCGGGGGGUACCUGGCCAAGGCGGAGCAGCGGCGCGGAAAGCGGCAGACGGGGCGGGAGAUGAAACUGCGUAUCCUGGCUGAGCGCAAGAAGCCCCUCAACAUUGAGCACAUGAGGGAGGAUGAGCUGCGGGCCAAGGCCAAGGAGCUGCACGACUGGAUCCAGCAGCUGGAGUCGGAGAAGUUCGACCUGAUGGAGAAGCUGCGGCGCCAGAAAUACGAGGUGGGGGCGGAGCAGGGGAUACUGGAGUGGUGGGGGGGGGGAGGUGAUACUGGGGUCACUGGUGGGUGACAUUGGGGUCACGUGGGGGGGAC